GGCUUGUGUACACGCAGCCUCAGAGCCUCUGAAAUCAACACUGUGCAUGAACUGUUCAGCAUCGUAGUAAAUUUUCAUAGUUUUUCAAAACCUCACAUUUUCAAAUGCAUCUUUUCAUCACCACCACCUCCAAUGCUUCCCUCUCUCCUCCUCCUCCUUCUCUCCGCCAUUGUACACGGCAGCGCCACCGACCCACCACAGCUGGAUUUGAGAUCAAAGCCUCUAAUUCUCGUGAAGAUCUGGUGUCUAGUAAUUGUGUUCAUCGUUUCGUUUCUUGCUGGGGUUUCACCGUACUUGAUGAAAUGGAACGAGGGUUUCAUUCUGCUGGGGACGCAGUUCGCCGGCGGGGUUUUCUUGGGUGCUGCUCUGAUGGAUUUUCUGAGCGAUUCCGGUGAAGUUUUUGGGAAAUUGAGUUCGAAAAACUAUCCUUUCGCCUUCAUGUUGGCCUGUUUUGGGUAUAUGCUGGCUAUGUUAGCUGAUUGUAUCAUGCUCUAUAUUUAUCGGAAGAGAGAGAGUACGGAAUACGGUGGUGGUUCUGCAGUUCAAGGGCGUUUGCAUCAGAGAAAAACUAGCAGUGGUGUUGGGACCUCCCGAUCACAGAUUCAAGUUGUUGAUAGUGGAAUACAUGACUAUAUGGACCCAUUGUUCUUCAGUGCUAUUUCCUUUGGAGACAGUGUUAUGUUGAUUAUAGUGCUCUGUUUCCAUUCCAUAUUUGAAGGCAUUGCAAUAGGAACCAUGGAAACGAAAAGAAGGGCAUGGAGAGCCCUUUGGAUUGUUAGCCUACACAAGGUGUUUGCUGCCAUUGCCUUGGGAAUAGCAAUUCUUCGAGUGAUCCCUGAUCGUCCCCUUUUGUCGUGUGUUGCAUAUGCUUUUGUCUUCGCCAUCUCUAGUCCUAUUGGUGUUGCCAUAGGGAUUGUGAUGGAUGCAACUACACAGGGCAUCGUGGCAGAUUGGAUCUAUGCCAUCUCUAUGGCCCUUUCAUGUGGGGUUUUUGUCUAUAUCUCCAGUCACCAUUUAAUCUUCAAGGGUUACAAACCACAGAGAAUGCUUUCAGUGGACACACCUCAUCACAAGUUUUUGGCAGUGCUUUUGGGGAUUGGGGUUAUUGCUAUUGUGCUGAUUUGGAACACAUGAAAUGAUGCUUAUGUAGAUGCUAGCUUCACGCUUUUCCAUAUUCUUGGUUCUGAAAGGCAUUUGAGUGAACCAAGAGGCUUGAGUAAACCAGAUAAGAUUCACCAUGGUAGGCAGUAAAGCGGAAUAUAAUUGAACGAGGGUAAUCGAGUUCAAACUUAUUUACACACUGCUUUGGCAGUAUCAAAGUCUGGUAAAUCUAACUUUAGUUCUGUUGCUUAUGUAAAUAUAUCUUUGGCUCCAUAACUUAUUUCCACGCUGCUCUCCUGCUGAUCACUGGCGGUGGGAUUACCAAACCUCAUAAUCUUUUGAUAGAUUUUUAUUUUGUGCAUCAGUUUUUUGCUG
Messenger RNA from Ilex paraguariensis (yerba mate), 1476 nucleotides. The record is from the annotation of a GenBank genome assembly. Lineage: Eukaryota; Viridiplantae; Streptophyta; Magnoliopsida; Aquifoliales; Aquifoliaceae.